GAGACAGAAUUUCGGGAAGUUCAGAAAUGGCUAAAUGUCGUUGAUCCUGCGGCCAAUUUCUCGUCUGCGCUUGCUGUUCGUGAACCCGGGACUGGGAAUUGGCUGCUGGAGGGACGUGAUUAUAUGGACUGGAAGGAAGGCAAUGGGGGGGUUCUCUGGCUUUAUGGAAUACGUAAGUCUGUGGAUGAGUGAAAUAUUGUGCUCCAAAGAAUUUCAUUAACAUUUCUUUCUUGUAGCUGGAUGCGGCAAGAGUGUCCUGAGGUGAGAACCUAACCAAAUUUCUGGAGGUACGAUAUAACUUCUUUUACUGACUAGCUCUUUAGCGCUACCGCCAUUGAAGAUGUCACACCUCUAUGCAGCCUGAGGGAUGAUCACGCAUUAGGGUAUUUCUACUUUACCUUCAGUGACUCGCAGAAGCAAAAUUUGUCCAAUAUGCUCCUAUCUCUCAUUGGCCAACUGCUCCGAGGGCGUUCCGACACUGCCUUGCCCGAUGAGAUCAUGAAUCUGUAUCGCAAAUCCAAAGCAAUUGGAACGUUGCCAGAUAUAAAAGAUCUGCAAACUGUAUUUUCGCACAUCACGAAGCUCUCCAAAAAGACCUUUAUCAUUUUAGAUGCCUUAGACGAAUUCCCUAAGGAGACACGGGGGAGUGUCCUAUCUUGGCUUAGCGAGCUUACGGCGGAUCACAACGCCGAAUCGCUGUCCAUUCUCGUCACCAGCCGCUCCGAAGCCGAUAUAGUGAAGUCCCUGGAACCACUUACCACUUAUGCGAUAUCCCUACAAUCCAAAGUUAUCGAUGCAGAUAUCCGCGCAUAUAUACAGAACUCCUUAGACGGCAAGGAUGGAUUCAAGAAAUUUACCAAGGAAAUUAGAUGUGAGAUAGAGGACACACUCGUUUCUCGUGCGCAAGGAAUGUAUGUUAUACUCAAUUUUCCAAUCUUCAACUCAGACUGAUACAAGGUUGGAUAUGUGAAGGUUCCGAUGGGUAGAUUGCCUUUUACGGAUUCUUCAGGAAUGCAUAACGCCAAAAGCUGUUAGAGCUGCCUUGAAGGAACUGCCGAAAGACUUAGAUUCUGUCUACUUAAGGAUCCUUGAUAGUAUUCAUGAGACGCAGAGGGAAUACAUCCAGCGUGCGAUGCAUUGGCUCUCAUGUUCGGCUGAACCGUUGACCUUAGAUCAACUUGCGGAGGCAGUUGUGAUCGAAUACGAUGUCAACAAGUAUGGCGAGGAUCCAGAAACUCUCUUUGAGGCGGAGUCCCUCAUGAGCAUUUGCCCGAGCCUUAUUUCCUUCGAAGAUGCGAGGGACGACGAAUCACCAACCCAGGAAAGCCGGCGAUUACGACUAGCUCAUUUUUCGGUAAAGGAAUAUUUGAUCUCCGACCGGGCAGCUCAGGGCCCCA
Messenger RNA from Tuber aestivum (summer truffle), 1397 nucleotides. The record is from the annotation of a GenBank genome assembly. Lineage: Eukaryota; Fungi; Ascomycota; Pezizomycetes; Pezizales; Tuberaceae.